Messenger RNA from Aspergillus ibericus CBS 121593, 1983 nucleotides. Its product is annotated as amidase family protein. The record is from RefSeq and is a predicted model, not a curated record. The transcript has 2 exons. The coding region runs from base 1 to 1983 and encodes 660 amino acids. NCBI's taxonomy places the organism in Eukaryota, Fungi, Ascomycota, Eurotiomycetes, Eurotiales, Aspergillaceae.
AUGCAGAACCUAGACGUCACCCUGGAGAGGGGCAUCACAUAUGAUCUGGGGAACAUUACCUACUUUGCCAACACAAGAUAUCCGAGAAGCACGGUUGAACCAGAGUCCGUCAGGAACAUCAGCCUCAGCUCCAGUGGGUUUACACCGAUCACAGUGCUCAUGGUCAACGAGAGCGUGAUUACUGGUAAGCUCCUAGAGUCGACAAUCAACAGCUACCUCGCGGGUGACGAUGUUUUCUCAGUCGAUUUUCUCGGCCAGAUCUACAUUUCGUCUCCUCUACCCAAGGUGACUCUUGACACAUCAUCUCUCAAUUACCUGGAGAGCAUGGGUGUCCGUCAUCUCUACCUGGACUCCACAGUAUUCAAUCAUAUCCCAAACCAUGCUAUUCCAGUACGCAGCAACGACCAUCACAUGCCAUCCGGUCCCUACACGGCCUUGGUAUCAGACAAGUCAAUCAGCUUCUUCAAUACCUACCGACUGUAUGAAGACAACUACCGCAACUUCAUCACCGGGGCAUAUCCAUCCAACGACGGCAUGGACUCCUUCAACCCACUCCCCGCCAUGCGCUCUCGAGUAUGGGCACCCCUGAUCCCAGUUCCCAGCCGGAUCUACUCCUGGAACGACUCACGCCCAUUGGCAGGCAAACGAGUCGCCAUCAAAGAUCUCUUCGACAUCAAAGGCCUUCAGACCUCAGCCGGCAGCCAAGCCUGGAUCCAAAUCACCCCAACCGCAAAUUCCACCGCGCCAGCAAUCCAACGCCUUGUUGACCUCGGAGCUAUGCUCGUAGGCAAAUACAAGCUUGCCCAAUUCGCCUCUGGAUCCAACCCAUGGGACUGGACCGACGAGCAGUACCCCUUCAGCCCCCGAGGCGACGGCUACUUGACCUGCGCCGGCUCUUCAUCCGGAGGAGGCUGCUCAGUCGCCGCCUACGACUGGCUCGACAAUGCCAUCGGCACCGACACAGGGUCAUCCAUGCGCCGUCCCGCCGCCGUCUCCGGCACAUAUGGCAACCGCCCCAGUCAAGGAAUGAUGACUCUCGACGGCGUCGUCCCCGUCAGCUGGGCCCAAGACACCAUCGGAGUCUUUGACCGCGAUCCUAUCUCCUGGUCCCAAUUCGCCAAAGCCUGGUAUACCCCAGCUCUGCACCAAAACACCUCCAUCACUGGCCUCCCUCCCCUCUCCAUCCCCAACACAACAACCGCCUUCCCAUCCCGCAUCCUCUACCCCGACGAAUACUUCCCCAUGCCCAACCCAUCCGCCCAAGCCAUCUUCACCUCCUCCCUCACCCGCAUCUCCACCCUCUUCAACAUGACCAUCCACCACUUCAACCUCACCGCCACCAUCACCUCCGCCGCCAUCUUCCCCGACACCACCCUCAACUGGGACCGUCUCGCCAACAACACCAUCGCCCUCACCACCUGGCCCCAAUACCUCACCGUCGCCCAACCCCUCAUCUCCACCUGGUCCGCCCUCCACAACCACCGUUUCCCCCCCGUGGACCCCCAAAUUCGCACUCUCUGGACCUCCCUCGACCCAUCCACCCUCACCAACCAAGACGCCUACACCCAAGCCCUCCAUUCCCGAGCCCAGUCCAUAUCCUGGUUCGAACGAACCAUUCUCACCCAAUCCCCGACCACCUGCUCAGACUCCCUCAUCAUCUGCGACGAAAACACCGGCGGCCUCCCUAGCUACCGCGAACAAUCCCUCAAUAAACCCCCCAACGCGACCCUCCUUACCACUUACCCAGGUGGCGCCGCUAUACCCUGCAACACCAUCUGUUCUCUCUUCGGAUGCGCAGAUUUCACCAUCCCCCUCAACCAAACCCCCUACCUCUCCCCCAUCAGCAAAAUCCCCGAACAAUGGCCCGUAAGUAUGAAUCUCAUGGUCCGUCGGGGGUGCGAUUUCAUUCUCUUCGAUAUGGUGGAGAGAAUGGCUGAGGCGGGGAUUAUUUCGGCUGUGAAGACUGGGCGGACUGCGUAUUAA